AUGAAGUGCCGUCGGCUUCCGAACGGGACACGACAUGGCGUGGAGCGAUCCACUUGUGUCCCUCAUCGUGUGGGAGGACCUUGCAGUCCAUCUUAUUUUGCCGAGCGUCUCUGGAAGGAAGGACAACUCAUGAAGGAUGCAGUGUGGGAGACGAACAGCUGGAAGCGGAAUUCAUCAAUGCUCCAUGAGGUCUGCUGCAGCAAAGAGUACGACGACGAGCCGCCAGCACCUUUGCAGCUUGAUCACCCGUUACUGCAGGCCAUCCCUGGUCUCGGAACGUACGGCAUGCCUUGCCUGGAGCGUCACUGGAGCGAGGGGAAGCUUUGCAAGGCCACAAUUUUCGAGGACGAUGAAGAAGAGUUGGCAAGCUUACGGGCUUCCCGACUUUCGCAUAGCCUCCAAAGCACGGCUUUUGAUCUUUAUCCCGUCUUAGCAGCUGAUGUCGAGUAUCAGCUGGUCGGUGAAAGGUCCUCUGGCGGCAAUGCCCGCGGAAAGGAUGGCAAGAAGGGUGGCAAGGGAAAGGGCAAAGAUAGAGGGAAAGGAGACAAAGAAAAAGGAAAUUCUCAGAAGCAGCAAAGCCAGGAUCAAGAAGGUGGUGAGAAGACUGGCGACGGCGAGGAUGCCAAAGGCAAAGAAGGAGGCAAAGGCAAAGGAAAGGGCAAGGGAAAGGGAAAGAAGGGCAAGGUAGCGACCAAGAUUGCCUGGGGAGAGCCUUGCUUUGUCGGCCGGCUUCGCAACUACAACACAGAGAAGAAGGCAGGCAUCAUCGCCUGUGCAGAGGCUUACGCCAUUUGUGGUCAGGAGGUCUACGCUUAUGGCUCAGUUCUCGAGACCGCCAAAGUUGGUGUGGGCGACACGCUGGUGUUCUUCAUCCACUGGUCUAGCUGGGGCCAGCCGCAGGCCUCUUACGAGUUGCUGAGAAUAUCCGCCGUUAACGGCAUGGCCCUGAAAGGCACUUACAAGGCUGCCGAGGCCGACAAGGGCUUUGGCUUCAUUGACUGCCCUGAUGCCAAAGAAUAUUUUGGCAGAGACGUGUAUGUCAACAAGGAGUUUGCAGCCGGUCUCCAGACAGGGCAGCAGGUGAGCUUCAAUGUGAAGCUGAACAGAGACAUGAUGCCGAACGUCACAGAGGUUGCCCUGGUGGAUGAAGACUGGGAACCUAGUCCGGGCGACCUGAGCGAAACCAAAGAUGCGGAAGAUGUGCCGCCUUCAUGGGAGUCCAGUGCCAUCGCAGGUGUCCACAUGUCUGGCUCACGUCGUGGGGGCGUGCCCCAAGCCACUGGUGAGUUCUUCACUGCAGAGUUCAAGACUUUCAAUGAAGCUAACGGCUGGGGCUUCGUCGGAUCUGAUGAGCUAAGGGCCAGGUUUGGCUCGGACGUGUUUGCUCACAAUCGGGAGCUGGAGAAUGUUCCGAACAAGGCAGUCGGCGAGAUGGUCUACUUUGAGCUGGGCAUGACGGAGGAUGGCAAGCCACAAGUGCUUAAUGCACAGCCUGCAGGUGCAGUGCCUGUGCCUGUCGCGGCCAUCCCUGUGGCUGAUGACACCACGCCAGAUGCGGCGCCAGCGCAAGAUGCAGCGGCACCAGCACCCGCGCAAGAUGCAGCAGCCCCGGAUGCGGCGCAAGCGCCAAGUGCUGCACCUGCGUUAGACGCAGCACCGGUGCCAGAUGCGGCCCCGGCACCAGUGGCCCCUGCACCAGCUGUUCCAGCACCCGCUGCCGAUGUCACCGCGACAGCGGAUGCGGCAGCAUCUGCACCGGUACCGACAUUAGAUGCCUCAGCACAAGUGCCAGCAAAUGCGGCCAUUCCAUCGGAUGCUACAAUUGCACCAGAUGCCGCAUCGACUCCCAGUGUCGCUGCUCCCGAGGGACUGCCCUCAGAAGCUCCAGAUGCAAUCGCUGAGCCACCGGCGAAAAAGCAAAAGACGGAGGAGUCUCCAGGAAAUGGGGAAGCGAUGGCCGUUGACAGCGUAGGCGCAGAAGGGACCUAG
This is a messenger RNA of Symbiodinium pilosum, 1989 nucleotides long. The record is from the annotation of a GenBank genome assembly. NCBI's taxonomy places the organism in Eukaryota, Dinophyceae, Suessiales, Symbiodiniaceae.